Molecule: messenger RNA, 1086 nt
Organism: Fonsecaea erecta
Lineage: Eukaryota; Fungi; Ascomycota; Eurotiomycetes; Chaetothyriales; Herpotrichiellaceae
Exons: 1
Coding region: 1-1086 (361 amino acids)
Source: RefSeq, a predicted model, not a curated record
AUGAAAGCGACAACAGUCAGUCUCGAAGAACUCGCACAAGGGACGGUGCCCUUCGGCACACUGGAAGAGGCAUUCGGUGAAUCCUCCCUGGGCAUCCUCGUCGUCAAGGACCUACCCACCAGAUAUCCCCUCCUGCGCCAAAAGCUGCUGUCCUAUGCCUCGUACCUGGCCCAACUCCCCAAAGAGGACCUGGAUGCCCUCACGGACGCGGCAUCGCACUAUGAGAUCGGCUGGAGCCACGGCAAGGAGGCGCUCAAGGACGGACAGUACGACACCAUGAAGGGCUCGUACUACGUGGACUGCCAGUCCUUCUACCUCGAGAACCCCGUCGUUCCCGUCCCCGGCACGCCCGCCACUCGCGGAUCAGGGACGAACCUGUGGCCGUCGGAGUCGGUCAUGCCGGGCUUUCGCGCCACCUUUGAGGAAUUGUGCACGCUGCUGAUCGACAUUGGGGUCCUGGUCGCCCGCGCCGUCGACCGCUACGCUGCCAAGCACAUCCCUCAAUACCGGCCGGGGUAUCUCGAGCACGUCGUCAAGACCAGCCAUACGCCCAAGGCGCGGUUGCUGCACUAUUUCCCGCCGAACCAGAUGCACAGCCCACCCUCAUCUCCAUCCGCCGACUCUUCGGGUCCGUCAGACUCUGAGGAGGACUCCUGGUGCGCGACACACCUGGACGACGGGUGCCUGACAGCCUUAACAUCGGCACUGUACAUGGACGAGUCCUGCCCCCUGCCCCCACUGAGGGCCCAGGACAACUCGUUCUCCUUUGCGUCUCUGCCCACCCUGCCUACAUCCCCGGACCCCAAGGCAGGACUGUACAUCCGGUCACGGGGCGACCAGGUGGUGAAAGUCGAUAUCCCCGCGGACUGCAUCGCGUUCCAGACCGGCGAGGCGCUGCAGAUGAUCACGGACGGCAAGUUCAAGGCGGUGCCGCAUUUCGUGCGUGGGCCCAGCGGGGCGAGGAAGGCGGUGGCCAGGAAUACCCUGGCGCUCUUCAUGCAGCCGGACGUCGAUGAAGUGAUUGACAAGGACAAGGGGACUACGUAUGGCCAGUUUGUGGAGAUGAUUGUCAAGAGGCACUCAUAA